UUAAGAACAAUAGCUGUAUAAUAUUAAUUCUUUUCGUUGUGCAAAAAUGGCGCGUGUGCUUGUAGGUGUAAAAAGAGUAAUCGAUUAUGCAGUGAAGAUUCGUGUGAAACCGGAUAAAUCCGGGGUAGUUACAGAUGGUAUUAAACAUUCAAUGAAUCCUUUCGAUGAGAUAGCUGUGGAAGAAGCAGUCAGAAUGAAGGAAAAGAAAAUAGUUCAGGAAAUAAUAGCAGUUAGUUGUGGACCAACACAGUCGCAGGAUACAAUCAGGACUGCACUCGCUAUGGGUGUGGAUCGUGGAAUUCAUGUAGAAAUAUCCGGUCCCGAAUAUCAGAUAUUGCAACCCAUUCAUGUCUCAAAGAUACUAGCCAAACUGGCACAGGAUGAGAAAGUGGAUUUGGUGAUACUUGGUAAACAAGCCAUAGACGAUGAUAACAAUCAAACCGCACAAAUGACUGCUGGUAUUUUGGAUUGGCCAUCUGGCACUUUCUGCAGCAAGAUUGAUAACAAUAAUGGCGAAUUGACUAUUACACGCGAGAUUGAUGGUGGCCUAGAAAUCGUUAAGAUGAAAACUCCAGCAGUUCUUAGUGCCGAUCUUCGCCUGAAUGAACCACGAUACGCGACUUUGCCAAAUAUUAUGAAGGCUAAGAAAAAACCCAUUAAGAAAAUUACUGUAAAAGAUCUUGGAGUAGACGUGACACCAAGAAUUGAAAUACUGUCAGUAGAAGACCCACCAGUUAGGCAGGCUGGUGCUAUAUUGCCAGACGUGGACACUUUGAUAGCCAAAUUAAAAGAAAGUGGCCACGUUUAGCAAAGCCAUAGGAUAAUUGUAAAAAUAACAAAAGUUAUCUUUUAACUGUUAUAUUUUGAUAACUUGUUUUGUAUAUAGUAUAAUGCUUUUGUACAUCGUCAGAAAUUGUAUAUGAUAUAUAUAUAUUUCAAUAUAAAUUUGUACCGCAAAACGCGUGUGCGCUCAUAGGGAGAAAAGAAAGUUAAAUAUAAUUAGGGAUAUACGUUUAAUAAAAUACUGCCUAUAACACGAAUUU
Messenger RNA from Cyphomyrmex costatus, 1043 nucleotides. It is a transcript of the gene Etfb, whose product is annotated as Electron transfer flavoprotein beta subunit. Gene Ontology annotation, molecular function: electron transfer activity. Gene Ontology annotation, cellular component: mitochondrion. Lineage: Eukaryota; Metazoa; Arthropoda; Insecta; Hymenoptera; Formicidae. Bases 47 to 808 code for a protein of 253 amino acids. The transcript is spliced from 3 exons. Gene Ontology annotation, biological process: amino acid catabolic process; fatty acid beta-oxidation using acyl-CoA dehydrogenase. The record is from RefSeq and is a predicted model, not a curated record.